This is a messenger RNA of Tupaia belangeri chinensis (Chinese tree shrew), 2309 nucleotides long. It is a transcript of the gene EYA2, whose product is annotated as EYA transcriptional coactivator and phosphatase 2. The record is from RefSeq and is a predicted model, not a curated record. Gene Ontology annotation, molecular function: protein tyrosine phosphatase activity. Lineage: Eukaryota; Metazoa; Chordata; Mammalia; Scandentia; Tupaiidae. The transcript is spliced from 15 exons. Gene Ontology annotation, cellular component: nucleus. Gene Ontology annotation, biological process: positive regulation of DNA repair; negative regulation of extrinsic apoptotic signaling pathway in absence of ligand; cell differentiation. Bases 6 to 1619 code for a protein of 537 amino acids.
AGGAAAUGCUAGAACUCGUGACCUUACCCAGCCUCACUGUGAACAGCGACUGUCGGGAUAAACCGAAGUUUAACUGUGCUGACGCGGCGGUGUGGACGCUGAGGGACAGAGAAGGCAGCACCAAAUCGGCCCCUCUCAGUGCGCCCCAGCUCCUUGCAAGACCUUGCCGUGUCCUACCCAGCCAGCCUUCCACAGCCAUGGCUGCCUACGGCCAGACGCAGUACAGUACGGGGAUUCAGCAGGCCGCCCCCUACACAGCCUACCCACCUCCAGCCCAAGCCUAUGGAAUCCCUUCUUACAGCAUCAAGACCGAAGACAGCCUGAACCAUUCUCCCAGCCAGAGCGGGUUCCUCAGCUACGGCUCGAGCUUCAGCACCCCACCCACUGGACAGAGCCCGUACACCUACCAGAUGCACGGCACAGCGGGGAUCUAUCAAGGAGCAAAUGGACUGACCAACGCGCCCGGAUUCGGGAGUGUGCACCAGGACUACCCUUCCUACCCCGGCUUCCCGCAGAGCCAGUACCCCCAGUAUUACAGCCCGUCUUACAGCCCCCCGUACGUCCCGGCCAGCACCAUCUGCCCGUCGCCCCUCUCCACGUCCACCUACGUCCUCCAGGAGGCGUCUCACAGCGUCCCCAACCCGAGCUCCGAGUCACUUGCUGGUGAGUACACCACACACAACGGACCUGCCACGCCGGCCAAAGAGGGAGACACUGACAGGCCGCAUCGGGCCUCCGACGGAAAACUCCGAGGCCGGGCCAAGAGGAGCAGCGACCCCUCCCCUGCAGGAGACAAUGAGAUCGAGCGUGUGUUCGUGUGGGACUUGGAUGAGACAAUAAUUAUUUUUCACUCCUUACUCACGGGGACUUUCGCAUCCAGAUACGGGAAGGACACCACGACGUCCGUGCGCAUCGGCCUGAUGAUGGAGGAGAUGAUCUUCAACCUCGCGGACACACAUCUGUUCUUCAACGACCUGGAGGAUUGCGACCAGAUCCACGUGGAUGAUGUCUCGUCGGAUGACAAUGGCCAAGAUUUAAGCACCUAUAACUUCUCCGCCGAUGGCUUCCACAGUUCAGCCCCGGGGGCUAACCUGUGUCUGGGCUCCGGUGUCCACGGUGGUGUAGACUGGAUGAGGAAGCUGGCCUUCCGCUACCGGCGUGUGAAGGAGAUGUACAACACCUACAAGAACAACGUCGGCGGCUUGAUAGGUGCUCCCAAGAGAGAGACUUGGCUACAGCUCAGAGCCGAGCUGGAAGCUCUGACAGACCUCUGGCUGACCCACUCCCUGAAGGCCCUAAACCUCAUCAGUUCCCGACCCAACUGUGUCAACGUGCUGGUCACCACCACUCAACUAAUCCCUGCGCUGGCCAAGGUCCUGCUGUACGGCCUGGGCUCCGUGUUUCCCAUUGAGAACAUCUACAGUGCGACCAAGACAGGUAGGAAGGGNUGCUUCGAGCGGAUAAUGCAGAGAUUCGGCAGAAAAGCGGUCUACAUCGUGAUCGGCGACGGUGUCGAAGAGGAGCAAGGAGCAAAAAAGCACAACAUGCCUUUCUGGCGGAUAUCCUGCCACGCGGACCUGGAGGCACUGAGGCACGCCCUGGAGCUGGAGUAUUUAUAGCAGCGUCGCUGUGUCCCCCCGCCAUCACGGCCACCAGGCGCCUCCUCACCUUCCCCACCUCCCCGCCGAGAACUCCAAAGACCCAGGCACUGGACACCAGGCGGCAUCCCUACCCAGGAGGACGUGUCCAAAGACCAUCUCAGAAACCAUCCACCCAGUCCCAGGGGGUCCUGAGAAGCAGUGUGCCCGGCAUCAGCCUCAGGACACUUGACUGUGGGGGGAGGGGCUGGCUCAGAGUCCAGACUUUCUUCAAGACUCAGAGAACAAAAGCUAGGCAUUGCUGAGCGGGAGGACUGGCGAUGAGCAGGGGACAGGUUCACUUCUUCUCUUCUUAAUUUAUGGCCUGAUCUCAUUACGCUGGUAUUACGCUCUUGUACCUGCCGUCGGUGUCCUUGGGCGUUGGUGUGGUUCUUUGAACAGGCGUGCGGUGGUGCGCUCCAAUUGAAGCACCAAGUUGUGCUUUAGGGGGACAAUCAUUCUUUGAACACUAGUGAGGGAGGCGGUUCGGGGCUCUCGAGAAGACUCUUGCUUAUUUUUGUGUUGAAGACCCUGCCUGACGUCAUGUGGACAGUGCACGUGCCUUAUGCUGCCAUCUUGAUUUCUAGGAAGAGGGGGACGCUGGGAAGGAAGUGGUACUUUGUGAUGGGUAAAAGGCAUUAAAUAAAACCACGUUUACAUUUUGAAGUGGGG